CCAGCACGAGCCCCGAGGCACCUGGCCGGCCGGCAGGUGGCCCCCGAACCAGAGCCUGAACCCCGGCAGGAACAGGAGAACACAGUGACGACGCGGCGUGGCGGCAUGCAGAAGGUGGGCAGGAUCCUGGCUCACGUGUGUAAAGAUGGCGGAGCGCCGCAGGCCGCUGCCUUCCUGCAGAGUGUGGUGGACCAGCUGGCCGGCGGCGGCGGCGGCGGCGGCGGCGGCGGGGACAGGGCUGACCAGCUGCAGGUCGACGUCUCUCUGCACAGAAACCAGUUUGUCCUGAGCGCGGCGCAGGGAGGGGGGGGCGUCCUGCUCAGGAGGCCCGCCUUCUGUCCCAUCAAACACCUGUCCGUCACCGAGGCAGCAGCCGUCCCAUUGGACGUCCAGCGGCACGGCGUGGAUGUGGGCGUGGCCAUCCUCCUGCAGUCGGCCAAUCACAGGGUGCUGCUGACUCGGCGGGCGGCCGGGCUCCGUGUGUUUCCUGGAGUCUGGGUUCCUCCAGGCGGCCAUGUUGAACCGGACGAGACGCUGCUAGCCGCAGGCCUCAGGGAGUUACAGGAGGAAACUGGACUGAAACUGGAACCAGACGAUGUCUGUCCUCAGAUCCUGGGUCUGUGGGAGUCUGUCUAUCCUCCCAUGCUGUCCAGAGGAAGUCCUCAGCGGCAUCACAUCGUCACCUACAUGCUGCUGCACUCGCCACUCACACACCUGCAGCUGCAGGCUGCUUUGCGUCCGUCCCCGGCCGAGGUCAGCAGCUGUCUGUGGCUGGACGUCCCGCUGGCUGCAGCUGUGGUGUCGGCUGUGGACGGCGACGACAGCGCACCAAUCACAGCACAGGACCUGCCAACCAGCCUCAGCGUCUCAGAUGUGGGUUCAGACGGAGCGCUGAGUGUCGGCGAGCUGCCGCUGGCCACGCUGCUGAGCCGAGCGCCGGCCGGAGGAGCCGACGUGGAGCGAGUCAGCACCGGCACCAAGUUCGCCCUGGAGCUGUGGCUGGACACACACACACACGCACACACACACGCACACACACACACACACACACACACACACAGCAGAGGAGACAGGAGCUCUCUGAUGAAAUAAAAAUGUGAAGCUGACAUUAAAAAGCUCUUCUCUCGCUGCGUCUUCAGUU
Myripristis murdjan (pinecone soldierfish) is the source of this 1141-nucleotide messenger RNA. It is a transcript of the gene nudt17, whose product is annotated as nudix (nucleoside diphosphate linked moiety X)-type motif 17. The record is from RefSeq and is a predicted model, not a curated record. The transcript has 9 exons. NCBI's taxonomy places the organism in Eukaryota, Metazoa, Chordata, Actinopteri, Holocentriformes, Holocentridae. The coding region runs from base 106 to 1092 and encodes 328 amino acids. Gene Ontology annotation, molecular function: NADH pyrophosphatase activity. Gene Ontology annotation, biological process: NADP+ catabolic process; NAD+ catabolic process. Gene Ontology annotation, cellular component: cytosol; peroxisome.